This is a messenger RNA of Dichotomopilus funicola, 1182 nucleotides long. RefSeq names its product sphingolipid long chain base-responsive protein PIL1. Gene Ontology annotation, molecular function: lipid binding. NCBI's taxonomy places the organism in Eukaryota, Fungi, Ascomycota, Sordariomycetes, Sordariales, Chaetomiaceae. The record is from RefSeq and is a predicted model, not a curated record. Gene Ontology annotation, biological process: eisosome assembly; endocytosis. Gene Ontology annotation, cellular component: plasma membrane; eisosome filament. Bases 1 to 1182 code for a protein of 393 amino acids. The transcript is spliced from 4 exons.
AUGCAUCGCACAUAUUCUAUGCGCUCCACGAGGGCGCCUACGGCUUCUCAGAUUCAGAACCCCCCGCCGCCGCCGUCCAGCACGAAAUCCGGCCGUCUCUUUGGUCGCGGCGGCUUCGGCCAUGCGCUCCGCCGAAAUGCCGCCGGCGCUUUCGGGCCCGACCUCGCUAAGAAGCUGUCGCAGCUCGUUAAGAUGGAGAAGAAUGUGAUGCGAAGCUUGGAGCUGGUGGCAAAGGAGCGGAUGGAGGUUGCUCACCAACUGUCACAAUGGGGCGAGGCCGGCGAUGAGGAUGUGUCGGAUAUCACGGACAAGUUGGGGGUGCUGCUGUACGAGAUUGGCGAGCUCGAGGACCAGUAUGUCGACCGCUACGACCAAUACCGUGUGACGAUGAAGAGCAUCCGGAACAUUGAGGCGUCGGUCCAACCCAGCCGCGACAGAAAACAAAAAAUCACCGACCAAAUCGCCCAACUCAAAUACAAAGAGCCCAAUUCCCCCAAAAUCGUCGUCCUCGAGCAAGAACUCGUCCGCGCCGAAGCUGAGUCCCUCGUCGCCGAAGCCCAGCUCUCCAACAUCACCCGCGAAAAGGUCAAAGCCGCCUACGCCUACCAAUUCGACGCCCUGCGCGAGCACUCGGAAAAAGUCGCCAUUAUCGCCGGCUACGGCAAACACCUCCUCGAGCUCAUCGACGACACCCCCGUGACCCCCGGCGAAACCCGCCCGGCCUACGACGGCUACGAGGCCAGCAAAGCCAUCAUCCAGGACUGCGAGGACGCCCUCACCAAUUGGGUCACGCAGAACGCUGCCGUGUCCUCCAAGCUAUCCACCCGCUCGCGCACGCUGUCCCAGCGCAGACGGAAUAAUAUCAAGGCUCGUUCCGAGGGUGGAGGACAACAUCUGAUCCAGGGGCAGGGGCAUGAUCUAUCGGCGCAGGACCAGCCGUUGCAUGACGCGUGGGUAUCGGCUGGUCAUCACCAGCAUCAGCACCAGCAUGAGUAUGGUGUCGAUGGGGAUGAGGAGGAAGACGAGGAUGAUGAGGAGGUGGGAGAACAUGGGUUGAAUGAGAAGGGGCAUCUCGUGGGGGGGGAUGACGAGCUGAGCCAUUCGGUGGCGGGGACGGAUGCGAGUUUGAAUGGGGGCGGGGAGCACCGCGGGCGGAACCAUGACCCGGUUGUUGCGGCGUAG